AUGUCGGCUCAGGAUUCCUCUCUGCGUGAGACGAAUUGGCCCACUCUGGCCAACUACGUAUCUACGCAUAACGACACUUAUCCGUUCAUUGAUCCAUCUAAAGCCGACCUGUCAGGAAAGUCAGUCUUGAUCACGGGCGCCUCCAAAGGGAUCGGCAAGGCGACCGCAAUUCGUUUCGCCAUGGCGGGCUGUUCGAAGAUCAUCCUCGCCGCCCGCUCUGACAUGGCCGAGGUUGAAGCUUCGGUCAUAGAUGCUGCCAAGAAGGCAAAUCGGCCACAACCUCUCGUUUGUUCCGUCAAGCUGGAUAUCACGUCAGAAGAGUCGGUGAAGGUGGCCGCUGAGACCGCUAAGGAUAUACUCGGCGGCGACCUGGAUAUCUUGAUCAAUAAUGCCGGCUGUCUUGAGGAAUGGAAGCCUGUCGUCGAAUCUGAUCCAUCAGAGUGGUGGUGGACUUGGGAGGUCACCAUGAAAGGGACCUAUCUGUCAGCUCAUUAUUUCAUCCCACUGCUUCUGAAGUCAGCUACCAAAACUAUCAUCAAUAUUAGCAGCGUUGGUGCUCAAAUCAUCGUCCCCGGAGCGUCAGCGUACCAGACGAGCAAGUUCGCUCUAUGCCGCUUUACCGAAUUCAUCGACAAGGAAUAUUACGAGCAAGGAUUAAUUGCCAUAUCUAUUCAUCCCGGGGGCAUCAAGACUGAGCUAGCUUUGAAUAUGCCCCCAGCAAUGCAUUCUCACUUGAAUGACACGGUGGAGUUGGCUGCUGAUACAAUGGUCUGGUUAUCUCGCCAGAGGCGAGAUUGGCUGUCAGGCCGAUUCAUUACGGUCAAUUGGGAUAUGGAGGAACUCGAGAACAAGAGGAAGGAGAUACUUGAAGCAAACUUGCUUAAGUUCCGUAUGACGAUCUGA
Fusarium mangiferae is the source of this 903-nucleotide messenger RNA. RefSeq lists its product as uncharacterized. The transcript has a single exon. Gene Ontology annotation, cellular component: cytosol. Gene Ontology annotation, molecular function: oxidoreductase activity. NCBI's taxonomy places the organism in Eukaryota, Fungi, Ascomycota, Sordariomycetes, Hypocreales, Nectriaceae. The record is from RefSeq and is a predicted model, not a curated record. Bases 1 to 903 code for a protein of 300 amino acids.